UGUAGCAGAGUAGUAGUUAUUAAUCCUUCGAGAUCUUUCUCAAGGUUUCUCUUCCAAUAAAACAGAAGGCAAAACGAAGGCAGGUGAACCGUCAGAUUGAAAUACCAAGAGGCCAUCGAACGGAGCCCUAUCACCCACCAAUGUCUUCCACAGUAAUUACCCCAUUCGCCACCUGACAGCUAACACUUCCCCUUCCACAGUUCCACUUCUCACUUCCCUCCCCUUAUCUUCCUCUCUUCAAUCUUCAUUUUUCUCUCCAAAAUGGCCACUGUCUUUAGAACCCCCAUUCUCCGGCCAGGUAUCCUGCCGCCGCGCUCCUCCUCCUCUUCCGCCGCCGCCACCAAGCCCUCAUGCGUCGCCUUUCCCUCUUUCAGACAAACUGCUACCCGCAGAAGGACCACUUUGCGGUUCCCUUCAAUUCCUUCCCUGCGCUUCACGAAGUUCGCCCCUUUCGCUUUCGAAGGAGACACCGAGGCCUCGCCUCAAGUUCAAGAACCUGAGCUUCAGCUUGAGGAUGGUGCUGUUGAUGUAGAGGACAGUGCUGGCCAUAAUGAGGUUAGUGAGGCUGAUGAAAGUGAGGAAUCUUCACCCUUGCAAGAGUUACUGCAGUCUUACAAAGAAGCGGUAGCUAAUAAUAAUGAAGCCAUAGUUGCCGAGCUGGAAUCAUAUUUGAAGUCCAUUGAAGAUGAGAAAAUAGGUCUUGAAAGGAAAAUAGCUUCGUUAUCUGCAGAGUUAUCAAUAGAGAAGGAUAGGAUUCUAAGGAUUAGUGCAGACUUUGACAAUUUCCGGAAGAGAACCGAGAGAGAUCGCCUUUCUCUGGUCACUAAUGCACAGGGGGAAGUUAUGGAGAGCUUGUUGCCUGUCUUGGAUAAUUUUGAGAGAGCAAAAACUCAGAUCAAGGUGGAGACAGAAGGAGAGGAGAAAAUAAACAACAGCUAUCAGAGCAUAUAUAAACAGUUCAUGGAAAUUCUUACUGCACUUGGGGUUGAACCAGUUAAGACAGUUGGAAAACCCUUUGAUCCAUUGCUACAUGAAGCAAUUAUGCGCGAGGAUUCAACUGAGUUUGAGGAUGGCAUCAUAAUCCAAGAAUUCAGGAAAGGUUUUAAACUUGGUGACCGACUUUUGCGACCAUCAAUGGUGAAGGUAUCAGCUGGUCCAGGACCUGCAAAGCCUGAGCAAGCACAGCAAGAGGAGCAAGUCGCAAGUGAAAAUUCUGAGGCUCUUAAAGAAAACAAUGGUAGCACAGAAACAGAGUCUUCUUGAAAGGUCAAAAGUCACCUUUUUGCCUGGAUUCAGUUUUGUACAAGUAUAUUGGUUAAAUCUAGAGGAACUGGAUGUUACUCAAAGAAAUGUUUCAGCCAAUUUUUUCUUUCACAGAAAGUAUUAUCUGUGAGGUUUUGAAUUCUGAUUUCAGAUUUCAGAUUUUUCAGCUUUCAUGGCCUUGGUAGAGAGAUGACUAAUUUUUUACGGAGUUACUGUUCUUCUGCAAGGACCCUGAGUGUCACAAAUUUGCAACUGAUGAAGUGCUUCGUACCAUUUGUUAAGAGUUUAAUAGCAUGAACUUUCAAAUCAUUCGAUUAAAGGUCAUUAUGAUUUUUUGACAA
This is a messenger RNA of Arachis duranensis, 1604 nucleotides long. RefSeq lists its product as uncharacterized. Gene Ontology annotation, biological process: protein folding. The record is from RefSeq and is a predicted model, not a curated record. The coding region runs from base 262 to 1263 and encodes 333 amino acids. Gene Ontology annotation, cellular component: chloroplast. Lineage: Eukaryota; Viridiplantae; Streptophyta; Magnoliopsida; Fabales; Fabaceae. The transcript is spliced from 3 exons. Gene Ontology annotation, molecular function: protein-folding chaperone binding; protein homodimerization activity; adenyl-nucleotide exchange factor activity.